AAGAGCAUAUUCCUUAUGCUUAUUGUUAUUUUAUUAAGUGCUCAUAUAAUAAUCAUCUUAAUCGUUUCAAAAUAUAUAGCGGUGUUGAUGCUCCAAAACAUUUUUUUAAAAAUAUUUUCGAUGACGUUAUCGAUAUUUAUCACCAGUUUUUGAAUAAAGCAGUUGGAAUGCAUCCAUUAACUGUCGACCAACUUAGACGUCAAAAAGAGGAUAUAGUUUGUCAUAUUUGUGGAAUGGAACUUUUAUUAAGUGAUAGGGUAGCAGACCAUUGUCAUUUAACUGGUGAAUAUAAAGGUCCGGCACAUAAAAAAUGUAAUUUGGAAUAUCAGAUAGCAAAUUUUAUUCCAAUAUUUUUUCAUAAUUUAUCGAAAUAUGAUUGCCAUCUAUUUAUUAAAGAAUUGUCAUCUGUUAAGGGAGAUAUAAAUAUUAUUCCCUUAAACAAAGAGUUGUACAUUUCGAUAUCAAAGAGAAUAUAUAUUAAUGAUAAAGAUACAAUUGAACUUAGGUUUUUAGAUUCUUUCCGAUUCAUGCCUUCUAGUUUAGACAGUUUAGCUAAGAAUUUAAAUAAUAAUGAUUUAGAAAUUACAAAGACUUUUUUCCCUAACGAUCACCAUUUUGAUUUAAUGAAACGUAAAGGUAUUUUCCCAUAUGACUACUUAGAUUCAGAAACAUGUCUCAACGAAACACAAUUACCUGCUCGUUCACAUUUCUUUAAUAAAUUAUCAAAUGAAUCAUGUAGUAUCGAAGAUUAUCAAUAUGCUCAAAAUGUUUGGACAACAUUCAAUUGUUCCAAUUUAUUAGAUUAUUUAUUUUUAUAUCUAAAAGUAGAUGUGCUACUCCUCAGUGACAUUUUUGAAAAUUUUAGAAAAUUAUGUAAAGGAAUUUAUCGACUAGAUCCAUGCCAAUAUUAUACAUCUCCAGGAUUAUCUUGGGAUGCAAUGCUCAAAAUAACUAGAACAGAAUUAGAAUUGUUUACUGAUGAAAACAUGCAUAAUUUUAUUUUGUCCGGUAUUAGGGGAGGUAUUGUUCAAUGUUGUAAACGGCAUUCAGUUGCUAACAAUAAAUAUUUAAGUGAUUACGAUGCGACUAAGCCUUCAAAUUUUAUAAUUUAUUUAGAUGUUAAUAAUUUAUAUGGUUAUGCUAUGUCACACAAUCUUCCUCAUAGCAAUUUUGAAUGGGUUGAAAACGUAGAUGAUUUUAAUGUUUUUAGUAUACCAGAAGAUUCUUUAGUUGGUUACAUAUUAGAAGUAGAUUUAGAUUAUCCUAUAACCACUCACAAUAUUCAUAAUGACUUCCCAUUGUGUUUCGAAAAUAAAAAAAUUGGAUCAAUGAAAAAUUCAAAGUUAAUUGGUGAUUUGGGAAAUAAGGUAAAAUAUAUAAUUCAUUAUAAAAGAUUACAACAGUGUAUUAAACAUGGUCUUGUAUUGAAGAAAAUUCAUAGAAUUCUACAAUUUAAUCAAUCGGAUUGGUUAAAAAAAUAUAUUGAUUUAAAUAAUUAUCAUAGAACAUUAGCAGCAAAUAAGUUUGAAGAAAAUUUUUUUAAAUUAUUAAAUAAUGCGGUGUAUGGGAAAACUAUGGAAAAUGUAAAUAAAAGAGUAGAUGUUAAAUUAGUACAAAAUUGGGAAAAUACUAAUAUUGGUGGAAGAGGCAGGAAAAGAUUAGGUGCUAGAGCCUUAAUAGCUAAACCCAAUUUCCAUAGUCUGAGCAAAUUUUCUGAUAAUUUAUUAGCGAUUCAAUUGAAACAAGUAUCAGUUCUGUACAACAAACCGAUAUAUAUUGGUUUUUCCGUUUUAGAACUUUCUAAAUUUAAAAUGUAUAGUUUCCAUUAUGAUUAUAUCAAAGAGAAAUAUAAAAAUAAUAUUACCUUGAAUUAUAUGGAUACUGAUUCAUUCAUUUAUGAUAUUCAAACUGAUGACUUUUAUAAUGAUAUUCGUAAUGAUAUUUCAAAAUUUUUUGAUACUUCUUCAUAUCCAAUAGAAAAUAUUUUUAAUUUUCCUCGAUUGAAUAAGAAGGUUUUAGGUAUGAUGAAGGAUGAAUGUAAUGGAAAGUUGAUAAAAGAAUUUAUUGGGUUAAGAGCGAAAAUUUAUUCAUUUAGAAUUGAUAAUGAUGUAAAUGAAACUAAGAAAAUUAAGGGAAUAAAAAAGUGUGUAACUUCUACAUUGAGCUUAAAUGAUUUUAAAAAAUGUCUGUUAGAAAAUAAAGUUUAUAAUGCGUCAAUGUAUACAUUUAGAUCUAAGCUGCAUACGAUUUAUACCCAAAAUAUUUGUAAAGUAGCUCUAAGCAAUGUAGAUGAUAAGCGAAUUGUACGGGAAAAUCAUAUUGAUACUUAUGCUUAUGGUCAUUUCAAAACAUUAUAA
Molecule: messenger RNA, 2357 nt
Organism: Bactrocera dorsalis (oriental fruit fly)
Lineage: Eukaryota; Metazoa; Arthropoda; Insecta; Diptera; Tephritidae
Exons: 1
Coding region: 168-2357 (729 amino acids)
Molecular function (GO): nucleic acid binding
Source: RefSeq, a predicted model, not a curated record